UACCUGUAUCAGGUAACGAAGCCUCAAGCUCCACCUGCUCGUGACCUCAGGUGUUAAAUCAUCAGGGUGUGUCCAAACAGAAAGAGGAAGCUGCCAGUCUUUGGAACUUUUACGGUCAUCAAUGACUAUUAAAUGUGACUCUACACUUGGAUUGGAAGCUGACCUCGUAUGUAAGGUUGAAGAACACGUUUAUGAGGAAGAAAGGUCAAACUUCAAUAAAAAAGAAACUAAAACCUAAAUCUGGAAACUGAUAUGGAGAACAGUGUUCUGGUGCUUCUAUCUACACGAAAACAGCAAAUAAAGCGUGAUUCAUUCUGCAAUGCAGUGUGUGAAAAGAAACCAGCUACAGUUGAAACACACAGCCUAGGGUUCUGGUAAGCAAGGAAGCAGGCUAAGUCAACGCUGGACACACAGAGCUGUGAACAUACAGCUCAUUUGUGAAGAGAGUUAAUCGGUGGAAGAUGGGUAUCUGGCUUUAUGCCCAAUUUUUACACAUUUCUAUGGGCGUUGAGUACGUUAACAUAUUAACAUAUAUAAAAAACCAGCGGAUUGGAAAUACAGUAACAGUGCCUGGGAGGUGGAUCUGAAAGACAUGGAUGAAUUGGAAACUGUGGAUUGCAAUGGAAACUUGGACUCUAGAAACUCUCAAUCCUGGGGUGAUUUUGAAGGGCCCGCUGGGUGUUCUUUUCCUCCAUCCAACUGUGCAGAUAAUUUCCAUGAGCCUGACUGUUUGAAUAACCCCUUCGGGGAGUGGAGUACUUUUGGGGAAAGUGACCAGCUGAACAAUAGUGCUUUCCCACCUUUUACUGGAGAACAGUUGAAAUGGAAAACAUCACCCGUCAAUAUGGAUGCAAGUUCUCUAGACACGGUGCAGGACGUGACAGAUUUCGAGAUGGUUUUUAAGAACAGUUUCCCUUUAGUUGAAGUUGAAGAAAGAACAGAGGAUGUAAGAUCACUACUGGAGCUACUUGAAGACUCUCCGCAGGAAGAGGCUUCUUUUUACCAACACCUCCCCAGUCGAUGUAGUAGCCCUGUGUCAUUAUGGAGAAGUCUACAGGAUGAAAACGAUGCUGUGGGUUUAGAACAACAGUGGAAAGAGUCUCACAGCCAGAAGAGACUGUUCACUACAAUUGGGAUCGACACGACCCUACAGACUCUAGAAACUGUAAAGGAGGACUUUUGGGAAAAUGAUGAGGAAAUGUCUGACACUGCUACCUUACCAAGCCCUGGCACUAAGGACCUGAUUCAAACCAAGCUGUUUGUGCCUCUGUGUUCACGAAAUGCCCGAAGUUUUAUCUACCACAUAUCUCAUCAAUGGUUACAGAUAAACAGUCAACUUCGCAUUCAAAGCAAGAAGAAAGGCUUUUUGUUUUAACUCGUAUUGCUAUUUUCAUUUGCACUAUUAUAGAACUACGAGAGGUAAUGAAUAAUUGUGGAACAAAGAGUCUUGUUUUAAUUUAAUGUGUUUGUUUGUGUUGCAACUGACUGUAAACCUCACUGUAAUCAUUCUUUACAGAAUGUUUCAAUGUCAGUACAUUUUAGUGAGAUGCCCAGAGGUUUAAACCUGUAUAUGUAAGGUGGCACCUUUUAUACUCUCUGAUCAGAUAAAGAAAGAAAAUAAUCGGGCACCAUCUUACAGCUGCACAUGGGAAAAGAUGAGGAAUAUUUGACUUUUUUUAUGAAGACCUGUUGAUGUUGAAGAUGUAUAGAAAAAACUCAGGCUUUCCACAGGGACAAUGAUUAUUCAUUCCAUGCCCAGCAACACACCAUGUUUAACUUCUUUGCUUUUUUUCGUCCACCGAGACAGUUUUGUCAAAGCGUAUUUUUAUAAGACCAAGAAGUUUAUUUAGUUUUAGAUAUGUUAUGUGUAUGACUGGGUGUUUAAAACAACAACAACAACAACAACAACAACAACAACAAAAACAACGCAAGAAUUAUUUUUAUCCUAAGAACUGCUGCUUCCACCCUGGUUUGUGUUUUAUUUGGAAUCCCAGGAUUUGCGUCAGCAUACCUAACUAAAUAACAUGCAAAUUGAAACCACCUUAACAAUUGGCUUAGCAUUGUUACAAAAAGCUUUUGAAGAAAACCUCCAGCACAAGUAGGGAAACAAUGUUUAGUGUUUAAAUGUUCAAAUAUUUUAUUAAUCACAAAUUGAGCACAUAUUUUAACAUUCCUCUAAACCUGACAGAAAUCUCACUGUAAAUGUUUGUCUUGAGGGAGGCCCAGGCACCCAGGACUGAUCAAUCUUUUUUUGAUUUUUUGGAAUAUUAAUGAGCAUAAAUUCAGAUCCCUGCUCUUCAAAUGUACUUUAUUUUUGUAAGGGUAGAGUUGUUAGCAAAAUAACAGAACAAAGAAAAGUUGCCUUUUCCUGGUAAAUACUGUUAAGCCUUAAGAAAAGCACCGUCUUUGUGAAUACGGGCUACACACUGUCAACAGUCAUGUUACCUAUUAAUGACCGUAAAUAAACAGUGCUUCCAAGAGAAUACAAAAUGAUCGCUGGUGUUUCUAACGUGGAUGUGAAGCCAAACUGCAUCAAACCUGUAACAAAUUGCUAAAUGUUCUGUAUUGCUGCGUUGUAAGAUCUGUGAAAACAAAAAUAACUUAACAGCAGUACAACAACAUAGUUUAUGCAGUUAAAUUAAAACAUUAUCACAAAUAGUAAGACCUUUUAGCUUUGUAAAAUGUAUAUCAAAUGCUAUUUUAAUUGGCUUAUAUUACUUGAUGUUUCUUAGCUGUUCAAUACAUACCGUUCUUGUUCCGAGCUCUUCAAUUAUCCAAGAAGCACCCUCCCAUUUUCUUUUUUUUUUACUGCUGACCAUGAAUAUUCUUGCAGCAGGCUGCGGGUGAUGUAAUAUGCAGUCACUUUUUGAAAAGAUCUGGAUUUGUUCCCCCCCGUUUCUCCUGAGGGGGGCGACAGAUGGCUGCAUCUUCUUCCUCUAUGAAUGUACUUCCGAUGCACAUUUUGAACUGCUCUGUUUAAACAAUGUUUGUGUUUGUAUGGCGAAAGGCUCACCCAGGACAAAUAGCUGUUCCAUAAUUAGCACCAUUUAAUUAUUUACAGGUUGUCUUGUUGUUUACUACAUUAUCUGAAUGCCUGAAUAAUAGAAGCAGUAACCAAAAGAACUGUCAACACGUUUUAAUUCUCCGUUCUCACUGUGGUGCCCUCAGAGGUAUGAUUCAGAACUGAUUCGUGAGUGGGUGUAGCGUAGUGUAGUGGGUUGGGGGCAUGGAACACAGAGGUGCCUGCUAUCACAGAGGAAAAAAAAAACUGAUGAUGUCAAGAACGAGUCAGCCAGUAACAAACAAGGUGCUUACUGAGGUGUUGAGGUGCUAGGAUUUUAAUUGGCUUUGAAUCAUAGCUGGUCCAGUGCAAUUUUCAACUUCCUAAUUAGGGUUACACAGCUUAUUGAAGCACGGCUGUGGUUAUAUUGCAAGUAGAGCAUUUUAAAUAUACUGUGACAAGCAUAAUGCUUCGUAUAAUUGUGCAUAGGCUGCUCCUGUGAUACAAGUGGAUUUAUGGAUGGUACAUGCUUCUGUUUUAAUCAGUUCACAGACACUGCACUUUCUAUUUGAGUGUUUACUAAAUAUGCAGUUUAUUUUCACUAUUUGAACCUGCUGUUCCUGCUUCAGGUCAACCCUCUUAACAAAUGGGCCAAAGAGUUAAAUGCAGAUCACCUGACACACCGGUUAUGUAGCUCAGAUAAGACACCUUUAGACCUGAAGGUGUUUAGUGGUAAAAUUGUGUGUAUUUUAUUGAAAAGAAAGUACAUUGUUAAGGUGUCAGUUUGAACAGUAGUACUACUUAUGUGAAAUGAAGGUGAAAUAAUGAUUAAUGUACACUGUAUUCCUUUUAUGGAAUUUUAAUAAAUUAUGUAUUAAAGUAA
This is a messenger RNA of Acipenser ruthenus (sterlet), 3884 nucleotides long. RefSeq lists its product as uncharacterized. The transcript is spliced from 6 exons. Bases 593 to 1375 code for a protein of 260 amino acids. Gene Ontology annotation, cellular component: AP-1 adaptor complex; trans-Golgi network membrane. The record is from RefSeq and is a predicted model, not a curated record. Gene Ontology annotation, molecular function: clathrin binding. Lineage: Eukaryota; Metazoa; Chordata; Actinopteri; Acipenseriformes; Acipenseridae. Gene Ontology annotation, biological process: intracellular transport.